This is a messenger RNA of Acipenser ruthenus (sterlet), 2825 nucleotides long. Its product is annotated as homeobox protein Hox-A3-like. Lineage: Eukaryota; Metazoa; Chordata; Actinopteri; Acipenseriformes; Acipenseridae. The transcript has 3 exons. Bases 1234 to 2472 code for a protein of 412 amino acids. Gene Ontology annotation, cellular component: nucleus. Gene Ontology annotation, biological process: regulation of transcription by RNA polymerase II. The record is from RefSeq and is a predicted model, not a curated record. Gene Ontology annotation, molecular function: DNA-binding transcription factor activity, RNA polymerase II-specific; RNA polymerase II cis-regulatory region sequence-specific DNA binding.
GCGAACUAUAAAUAAUUAUUUGUAAUUUUUUUCUGGUAGCUAUUGAAACAUGCACAAACAUGGUCUGUUUAUAUAAAGAAUAAAUACGUUUUCAUUUUUAAAGAAUGUUUAACACGCAAAAUAAUUUAAAAACAACAACAAAAGCACUGUUGUCAUUUGUUCUAUUUUGCAAAUCUUUGUAGUGUAAGUUAUCACUACAAAAGAUAAACGAGUACAGUCACACCUCUAAAAUAAGCAAUCUCGCGUCACCUUUGAAUUCGCCUUCUCUUCCGAAAAUUAGCAACUUGGUGUAAAAAAAAAAAAAACAACAGCUUUCGUUUCCUGCACUGUAAGCAAUGUGUCCGUUUUAUUGAGUUAAAUCUACACGAGCUUUUGAUCCUUAAAUCGCAUCCGACAGAGCCGUGAAAGCAUGUGCAUUCUCGGCACAUUUCUCAGCCAACUGCAGAAGGAAUUGUCCCGAAAUUAACUAAGCGUCUGCCGACGUUGGUUUCGUAGCUGUAAUUUAAAGCAGUGACGAAGAUACAACAAAUAAUAACACAAAUAAUGAAUCAGCACUUUAAAAAAGCAAAGGAGUUGAUUAUUGACCAAGAGGGUCUUUCUUUAAUGCUAAAAUGCAUACGGUGGAUUUUUGCCCCUUACUCCCCACCUACGCUGUCCGGCUUUGCCCUUUUUUAUUGUUCUGUAAUAUGCCUCAGAACCAAAGCAUUGGCAGUGGUACUGUUUUAAUGCUCUGUUUACAGCCUUGAUGCGUGAAGUCAUAAAUCUUACGUAGCUGCAAAUGACAAAAAAGCAUUGGUAUGCAGAAGAGACGCUGGCUCGUAUACUUUUUAUUGCUCGCCUUUUUCUGCUUUUGUUUUGAGGUGCAACCUUUCUCUCGAGCUCUUUCGCACUCAGUCGGGAGCUUGGACACCUCAAUUAUGGGAACAUCUUCGAUUUCUGUUCGCUUCAAAGUAUUACAAAAAAUGUAUAUCAUUUCGUGCAGGGAAAAAUACACGUAUAUUACAAUAAUGCUAAGGACAAUUCUUAAAUGGACGAUUGCACAAAAUCAUUUGUCACAUCAUCGAAAUAUUUUCCAGACCGUCGACUUUGAGUUUAUGCCAUACAAUAAAUCAAUCUGUCUACCCGAAGAGGCCAUUGGAAGAAAGGAGUCACGUGACAUAGUGGUGCCAAUGUUAUUCUAUAAGGGUGUCAAGACCCUGUCAGUUUGUGAAAUAAAUAUUGGGAAACAACGAGAUGCAAAAGGCCACUUACUACGACAGCUCUGCAAUAUACAGUGGCUACCCUUAUCAUGGAGCUAAUGGUUUCAGUUAUAAUGCCAAUCAGCAGCAAUACCCCCCCUCAUCUCAUGUGGAAAGUGGCUACCAUCGACCCGCUUGCUCUCUGCAGUCACCUGCCACUCCGGUUCCCCAUCACAAACCCAAUGAUAUCACAGAAAUCUGCAUGCGGACCAGUGGUAGCCAGGCCAGCCAACCAACGCUUAUACCGGAAAAACAGCAACAGCAGCAAAAACCUGCACCCCAAGCUGCUCCCCCGCCCCCGCCCCCUUCUGUCUCACCACCCCAAAACCCCAGCAACAGCACAAACAAGAACCCCACACAUACUUCACCGAAUGCUGCCACAAGCAAACACAUUUUCCCCUGGAUGAAGGACAGCCGACACAAUUCGAAACAGAAAAACAGUAGUUCCAGUUCAGCUGAAAGUUGUGCUGGUGAUAAAAGUCCCCCCGGCUCUUCUGCUUCAAAGAGAGCCCGUACUGCAUAUACAAGCGCACAGCUGGUGGAGCUGGAGAAGGAGUUUCACUUUAACCGCUACCUUUGCAGGCCAAGGAGAGUCGAAAUGGCCAACUUGCUAAACCUCACAGAAAGACAAAUCAAAAUCUGGUUUCAGAACCGCAGGAUGAAGUACAAGAAGGAUCAGAAGGGGAAGGGGAUGAUGCCAUCUCCUGGAGGCCAGUCCCCUGGGAGUCCUGUGCACCCGUCUUCCACGGGAGGAUAUCUCAACUCUAUGCAUUCGCUAGUAAACAGUGUACCAUAUGAACCACAGUCGCCAACGGCUUACAGCAAACCUCAUCACAAUUCAUAUGCUCUCUCCACAUCAUAUGCGCCGCCUCUGAAUAGCUCUCUUAAUAAUUGCCAGCCUCCACAGAAGAGGUAUGCAGGGGCAGCCGCUGUUACGCCUGAAUAUGACACUCACCCUCUUCAAGGUAAUGGUGGCUAUGGGACUCCUCAUUUGCAGGGAAGCCCGGUAUACGUUGGAGGUUAUGCUGAUGCCAUGGCUAAUUCUGGACCUGCCAUUUUUGGUUUGACACACCUCCCUCACCCAUCUGGCAACAUGGACUACAAUGGUACUGGCACCAUACCCAGCAACCAUCACCAUGGACCUUGUGACCCUCACCCAACAUAUACUGAUCUCACUUCUCAUCAUUCGUCUCAGGGAAGGAUUCAGGAAGCGCCCAAAUUGAUGCAUCUGUAAUGGAGCAGUUAGCUGUGGGGAGAUAUCCUCUCAUCUUAUUCAUUACCUUACCUCUGAACCCACACUGUUUUUAUUGACUAGCCUAUCUACAUUUAUAGUUUAUGUGUGGAUGCAGUAGCAAUACUUUCUUGCUUGAAUUUCUCUAUAGCUUUGUUCGUGUUAACAAUUUCCUAUUUUAUUUUCUAUACUUUUAUCAAAACAGGGUAUUUGAACACAUUUUUCUAAAAUGUUUAAAUGUAAAUGUGUUCUUGUUUUAUUUAUCCAAUUGGAAGAAUACUUCUGUUGCACUUCCUGAGUUUUAAAAAAUGGCUAUAGGGCGCCUUCCAGUGUGUGUAUUCCAAUGGAGAUUGACA